Miscanthus lutarioriparius is the source of this 501-nucleotide messenger RNA. The record is from the annotation of a GenBank genome assembly. Lineage: Eukaryota; Viridiplantae; Streptophyta; Magnoliopsida; Poales; Poaceae.
AAGUACGACAACAUCACAAGAGGUGUCCUAUGCGACGGCGUCGCGAGUGUGAUCAAAGAAGGCACAAGAGCUUCCCAAGCGGCCAUUCUUCAUGUAAGCGACCAGAGACCACCUGCAGGCUGCCGCUCUGAAACCAAGACAUUCAACAGUCUGCUGACUGAUCCUGAACAUACCUUUCCUUCAUGUCCUCCACUCCAAAAUUCUAUUCCAGGGUCCUUCGCUGAUCUAGGCUUCCUGUCGUGGUACCUGGCGGGCAAGAUGAAGGCGUUCGACCGGCGCGGCCACGUGGCCAAGCUCUGCGUCGUGCUCCUGCCGCUGCUGCUGGCGGCGAUGGUGGCGGUGUCGCGGGUGGACGACUACUGGCACCACUGGCAGGACAUGUUUGGCGGUGGGAUUCUUGGUAGGCACUCUCCCCUGUUUCAAGUUUCAGUUGGCUCACCUACUGUCCGUGUCGUCCACCUGCUGCCAACUACGGGUACUCUUCUCUUCUGUUCUGGAUAG